Messenger RNA from Taeniopygia guttata (zebra finch), 2905 nucleotides. The record is from RefSeq and is a predicted model, not a curated record. Lineage: Eukaryota; Metazoa; Chordata; Aves; Passeriformes; Estrildidae.
CCCCCAGGGCCACCACCAGGGCCACCACCAGGACCUUCUCCAGGACCACCCCCAGGACCACCACCAGGGCCACCCCCAGGGCCACCAACAGGACGACCCCCAGGACCACCCUCAGGACCUUUUCCAGGACCUUCUCCAGAACCUCCACCAGGACCACCACCAGGAUAACCUCCAGGACCUCCUCCGGGACCUCCUCCAGGACCACACCCAGGACCUUCUCCUGGACCACACCCAGGACCACCUCCAGGACCAUCCCUGGGACCACCUCCAGGACCUUCUCUGUGACCACCACCAGGACCUCCCCCAGGAUCUCCACCAGGAUCUCCACCAGGAUCUCCACCAGGAUCUCCACCAGGAUGGGGCCGGGAGCAUCUUCCAGGAGCUCCAAGGCCAUGGAUCCACGUUUGAGGAGAUCUUCCAGGUGUCCACAGAUGGGUCCAUCCCACCCAAACCCAUGGCCGUGGAUGAGGACAUCCCACCCAAACCCACGGCCGUGGAUGAGGACGUUCUCCAGGUGUCCACAGAUGGGUCCACCCCACCCAAGUCCAUGAUCGUGGCCGGGAGUGUCUCCCAGCAGCUCCAAGGCCAUGGAUCCACGUUUGAAGGCAUCUCCCGGGCGUCCAUGGAUGAGGACAUCCCAACCCAGGCCGUUCCCAUGGACCAAAGCUUUGAGUUCCUCUUUGGGAGCAUCUCCCACACGUCCAGGGAUGGGGACAUCUCCUCAUGGACCGUGACCAGGGAUGGGGACAUCUCCCCCAGACCCGUGACCACAGAUGGUCCCACCAGGGAUGGUCCCACCAGGGAUGGUCCCACCAGGGAUGGUCCCACCAGGGAUGGUCCCAUCUCCCCCAGGCCCCAAGUCCCCAGAAUCAGCCAGGAGGAAGAGGAAGGUGAUGCCAACGAUGGCGACCACCAUGCCAGCGGUGACCGUGAUGACCACCGUGACCACAAUGACCACAAUGACCACAAUGAUCUAAAUGAUCGUGGUGACCACAAUGACCUCGAUGACCACCGUGACCUCAGUGACCUCAAUGACCACAAAGACCUAGAUAACCUCAGUGACCCCCAUGACCACAAUGACCACCGUGACCUCGAUGACCUCAGUGACCUCAAAGACCAUGAUCACCAGCAUGACCACAAUGACCACCAUGACCACCAUGACCUAGAUGACCACAAUGACCACCAUGACCAUGAUGACCACCAUGACCACCAUGACCACCAUGACCUUAAUGACCUAGAUGACCUCAAUGACCACAAUGACCACCGUGACCAUGAUGACCACCAUGACCACCAUGACCUAAAUUACCUCGAUGACCACCCUGACCUCACUGACUUCAAUGACCACAAUGACCACACUGACCACCAUGACCUAGAUGACCACAAUGACCACCAUGACCACAAUGACCACCAUGACCAUGAUGACCACCAUGACCACCAUGACCACAUUGACCACCAUGACCUCAAUGACCUCAGUGACCACAAUGACCAUGAUGACCACCAUGACCGUGAUGUCCAUGGUGGCUUCUCCCAUGAGAACGAAGAGGAGAAGACCUUGGAUAAGGAGAACAUGGAUGAGAAGAACCUGGAGGAGAACCUGGAGGAGAACCUGGAUGAGGAGAACCAGGAUGAGAACCUGGAUGACGAAGACCAGGAUGACGAAGAUGAGGAUGACGAAGACGAGGAUGAUGAAGACCAGGAUGAUGAAGAUGAAGAUGAUGAAGACCAGGAUGACGAAGGCCUGGAGGAGGACGAGGAGCCCCAUUUCCACACCAACCCCCUGUUCCAGCGCCCGCUGCCCCCGGGGGUGCCCCCCUGGCGUCCCCACGGUGCCACCCGCGGACCACCCAGAGCUCCAGAAUUUGGGGACCCCCCCGAUCCACCUCCGGAAUUUGGGGACACCCCGAAAUUUGGGGACGUUCCAGAUGCACCUCCAGAAUUUGGGGACCCCCCGGAAUUUGGGGACCUCCUGGAAUUUGGGGACCUCCCCUUGGUGUCUUCUCCUCCUCCAGGACCACCCAGAACUCCAGAAUUUGGGGACACCCCGGAUCCGCCUCCGGAAUUUGGGGACCCCCCAGAAUUUGGGGACCUCCUGGAAUUUGGGGACACCCCAGAUCCACCUCCAGAAUUUGGGGACACCCCAAAAUUUGGGGACCCUCCCUUGGUGUCUUCUCCUCCAGGACCACCCAGAACCCCGGAAUUUGGGGACCUCCCGGAAUUUGGGGACCUCCCAGAAUUUGGGGACACCCAAAAAUUUGGGGACACACCAGAACCACCUCCAGAAUUUGGGGACACCCCAAAAUUUGGGGACCCCCCCAGUUCCUGGGACCCCCCAGAUUCACCCCAAAAAGGGGAACCCCAAAUCCCCCCAAAUUUACCCCAAAAGGAGGGACCCCAAAACCUCCCAGAUUCACCCCAAAAUUGGGGACCCCAACCCCCAAAUUUACCCCAAAAAGAGGGACCCCAAUACCCCGAAAUCCCCCCAGAUUUACCCCAAAAAGAGGGACCCCAAAUCCCCCCAGAUUUACCCCAAAAAGGGAGACCCCAAAACUCCCAAAUCCCUCCAGAUUUACCCCAAAAAGAGGGAUCCCAAAUCCCCCCAAAUUUACCCCAAAACCUCCCAGAACCAUCAAACUUGCCCCAAAAGGAGGGACCCCAAAUCCCCCCAAAUUCACCCCAAAAAGAGGGACCCCAAUACCCCGAAAUCCCUCCAGAUUUACCCCAAAAAGCGCGACCCCAAAAAGAGGGACCCCAAAUCCCCCCAGAACCCCCAAAUUUACCCCAAAAUGGGGGACCUGAAAGCCCCCAAAUCCCUCCAGAUUUACCCCAAAAAGAGGGACCCCAAAUCCCCCCAGAACCCCCAAAUUUACCCCAAAAAGGGGGACCUGAAACCCCCCCCAUCCCCUGA